Haplochromis burtoni (Burton's mouthbrooder) is the source of this 1808-nucleotide messenger RNA. RefSeq names its product H-2 class II histocompatibility antigen, E-S beta chain. Lineage: Eukaryota; Metazoa; Chordata; Actinopteri; Cichliformes; Cichlidae. Gene Ontology annotation, molecular function: MHC class II protein complex binding. The record is from RefSeq and is a predicted model, not a curated record. Gene Ontology annotation, cellular component: MHC class II protein complex; membrane. Gene Ontology annotation, biological process: antigen processing and presentation of exogenous peptide antigen via MHC class II; immunoglobulin production involved in immunoglobulin-mediated immune response; peptide antigen assembly with MHC class II protein complex.
GCUCACGGUGACGAUGUCAUUCUAUGACGAGCUCCUAAUCAGUGUGAGUGUGCUGUAGGCGAGUGUGCAGAGUUCGCCUGUAAUGAGCAUCAGAUCCUUUGUUCUGGUUUACCUGCCUCAGCUGACGUGCUUAAUAAUGGAACAUCUGUAUGAGCUGUGCCGUCAGCCGCUGGUGUCAAUAAAGUUUAACUCUGGAAUUCAAAGCAAAGCUAUUUUCAGCUGCUCUCGCACCACCAGCAGAUUUUACCUGGACUCUGUUCCUGCCACAAAAGUGAUGAGACUGAGAUCAGUUUGAUGUGACCUCAGUGUUCAUAAACAGCUAUGAUGUGUCUUUGUUUACCAAACCGCGUUUCAGAUUUUCAUAUAUCAAUAAAGUUUAAUGACGGAUUGUGUGUGUGUGGAGUCAGACUUUGAGCUCUAACAGAAUGAACAUUAAUGAUGUCUGAAUUUGUCUUUGCAAACACAACGAUGUCAAACUAAAUCCUGAUGAAGACUCUGCUGAUGAAAGCAGGUGAAAGAAAAAUCAAUGAGUGUUUAUAGAAAUGAAUCUAACAUGUUUAUAUUCCAGAUGUUUUAAUAUCUGCCAUUUAAAUUUACUCUGAAUAUGGAUAAAAUCUCAUUCUGAUUUAAUUCAGUUUAAUUUCUACAGCACAAAAUCACAACAACAGUCAGCUGAAGCAGCUUCAUAUUGUGAUGCAAAUACUCUUCCAUGACGCAACAUUAAUACGAGCUGAGGUUCAUCUGCUGCAGUCUGACUGGUUUAUAAAUGUGAAUCUGAAUUUCUCUGCUUGAAUAUUUAAAUGCAGAUUGAAGGUAAUGUUAAUGUUACAGAGAAAUGUGAUCCAGCUGCUCUGAAGAGCUCGCCAUGAUGACAUCACACUGUGGCGUCCACGCAGGAACAUCAGCCACACACCCACAGAGCUGACUGUAACUCUGAUCACUGUUACAGGUUCAUUGUUACAGCAGGUCUGACUUCAGUGUUGGGUGCAGAUAACUAUUAUACAUGAAUAUGUCUCCAUGACUGCAGACUGCGACUGAAACGUAAAUGAAAGCAGGUUUUCAGUUUGCUCCGCUUUCAGAGCUUUAACGGACAGAAACACACGUGGGGGUGAACUAUGAGCUGAUCCCACAGUAACAGAUGACGCUGUGGUCAUGUGACCUGACUUCCUGUUUCUCGAGCAGCUCUCCGUCAGACUGAGUCAGUUUGUCUGGAGAACUUAGAAACAUGGCUUCAUCCUUCCUCUGCCUCCUCUUCAUCAGCCUCAGCACAGCAGAUGGAUUCAUGACUUACAGACUGUCUCGCUGUGACUUUAACUCCACUGAGCUGAAGGACAUCCGGUUCACCGACUCUUACUAUUACAACAUGAUAGAGAUCAUCAGGUUUGACAGCAAUGUGGGGACGUUUGUUGGAUUCACUGACUUUGGAGUGAAGACCGCAGAGGCCUGGAACAAUAUUCCUGCGAGGCUGGCUACCAUGAGGGCUCAGAAGGGGACGUACUGCAAACCAAACAUUGAUGUCAGAUACCACAACCUUAUGUCUAAAUCAGCUCCGCCCACUGUCAAACUUCACUCCACCACGCCUCUCUCCAGUCACCAUCCUGCCAUGUUGGUCUGCAGUGUCUAUGACUUCUUUCCCAGUAAGAUCAAAGUGAGCUGGCACAGAGACGGACAGGAAGUCACCUCUGAUGUCACUUCCACUGAGGAGAUGGAGGAUGGGGAUUGGUACUACCAGACCCACUGCUACCUGGAGUACACACCCAGGUCUGGAGAGAAGAUCUCCUGUGUGGUGGAGCACGCCAGCCUGGAGA